Messenger RNA from Arabis nemorensis, 651 nucleotides. The record is from the annotation of a GenBank genome assembly. Lineage: Eukaryota; Viridiplantae; Streptophyta; Magnoliopsida; Brassicales; Brassicaceae.
AUGAGGAAUCUCACUUGGCACGAGAUACCGGCUAUGCCUUGUAGAGACAAAGUGUGUCCUCAUGAAUUUAGAUCGGUUUCGAUGCCUCGGGAAGGUACUAUGUUUGUAUGCGGUGGAAUGGUUUUAGAUUAUGAUUACCCUCUUGAUGUGGUGUUGAAGUAUGAUAUGGUGAGGAAUCAUUGGACUGUUACGAAUAAAAUGAUAACCGCGAGGUCGUUUUUCGCUAGCGGUGUGAUCAACGGGAUGAUGUAUGCAGCGGGCGGAAACGCUGCAGAUUUAUUCGAGCUCGAUUCUGCGGAGGUUUUGAACCCUUUGGAUGGGAAUUGGCGGCCUGUUUCGAAUAUGGUUACACACAUGUCGUCUUACGAUGCAGCGAUUUUAAAUGGGAAGCUAUUGGUAACAGAAGGAUGGUUAUGGCCGUUUUUUGUAUCUCCGCGAGGUCAAGUUUAUGAUGCGAGGACGGAUCAAUGGGAAUUAAUGGCGAUGGGGUUAAAGGAAGGAUGGACUGCAAGUAUCGUGGUUUACGAUCGGUUGUUUGUAAUGUCGGAAUUAGAGAGAAUGAGGAUGAAGGUUUAUGAUUCGGUUACGGAUUCAUGGGAGACGAUUAACGGACCAGAAUUGCUCUGGAGAGUUGGAGCGGAUGAGAAGUAA